This is a messenger RNA of Oppiella nova, 694 nucleotides long. The record is from the annotation of a GenBank genome assembly. Lineage: Eukaryota; Metazoa; Arthropoda; Arachnida; Sarcoptiformes; Oppiidae.
CUUAAAAAGAAAAUUUAUUUUCAUGUUUUGUUAGUUAUUAAAUUAUAAAUAAGUUGUGAGUUUCUUUAAAUUGUUAUUAACGUUAAACAUACACUUAGACAUAAUGAAUAAUUUCAAGUCAACAUUCUUCACGAAUGCAGUCAAUUUGGUGAUUUUUGUGCUUUUUAUUACUACAGACCAAAGUGUGGAUUCUUCGGAGCUCUUCGAGGCGUUCAAUGCCGAGUGUCUGAAAAGUCAUGACACACACAGAGCUAAACAUAAGGACACAAAUCCGGUCAAAAUUAAUCACAAAUUAGUGAAAUCUGCCGACAAAUGCGCCAAAUUUCUGGCCGAGACCAACACAUUCCGUCACAGCCCUCACGCCGGUCUACUGUAUGGCGAAAACCAAUGGUUAGCUUUAGUGUCGAGUAAAGCGGGCACUAAACAGAUAUACAAUAGGCUGACCUGCAAUGAGGUGAUCGCUUCGUGGCACAGGGAGCAGAGGUAUUACGACUACAAACCCCCAAAAGGCUGGCACCCGAAGAACAUUAAACAAGUCGGACACUUUACACAACUCGUUUGGAGGGGUAGUAAGGAAAUAGGAUGUGCUAAGUCCAUGAAUGAGACAAAUAGAAAGGUAUAUCUGGUCUGUCACUACCUGCCCGUUGGUAAUAUACCCGGAAAAUACGCGGAUAAUGUUAUGCGCGAACAAUAA